AUGAUUCACGAGUUCUUCGAUCUUUCUAAGGCUGCUGAAUUUCAGGCCCUCAGUCUCAAGAAGGAUAGCACAUUUGAAGUGCACUAUUUUGACAUCCAUAGCAUGGGUGGAACCACCCGUGUCAUCCUCGCUGCUUCUGGUGCCAAAUUUACUAAUGUCCUUCCUGGUGAGAACUGGGAAAAGGAGGAUAAGGCCAAGGCCCCAUUCGGGACCGUACCUAUACUGAAGGAGAUUUCAGCUGAUGGCAAGACUGUAAUCCAAAUUGCAGAGUCAGAUUCAAUUGAACGUUAUUUGGCUCGCAAAUUUGAUCUCUAUGGCUCUAAUGCAUUAGAAGAGGUUAUCAUCAACACAUAUCUCUCUCAAGCCAAUGCCGUAACCGGUCAGGUUAUUGCGCGCUAUUACUCCGCAGACGACGAUAAGGAGGCUCAGGAGAAGGUUAGGAAGCAAUUGGUCGAGGGCCCUAUCUCCAACUGGAUCAAGUAUCAUGAACGUCAUUUGCAAGACAAUGGAGCCAAUGGUCAUUUGGUCGGCAACAAGUUGACUUUAGCUGAUAUUAAAGUUGCAUACUGGAUUCCUCUUUUGCAAUAUAUUUCCGCGAAGGAAGGUUUGAUCUCGCCUGAGAAGACCCCCGCCCUCUUGAAGGUCCAGGAGACUGUUGAUUCGAUUCCUUCUUUAAAGGCUUGGAGAGAAACUGAAGAGUAUCAGACUUUUAGCCGGGGCAAUCUUGAUUAUCUCGGUUUUGCUGGUUCAAAAUAA
Molecule: messenger RNA, 756 nt
Organism: Lobosporangium transversale
Lineage: Eukaryota; Fungi; Mortierellomycota; Mortierellomycetes; Mortierellales; Mortierellaceae
Product: glutathione S-transferase
Exons: 1
Coding region: 1-756 (251 amino acids)
Biological process (GO): glutathione metabolic process
Molecular function (GO): glutathione transferase activity
Source: RefSeq, a predicted model, not a curated record